AUUUUGAUGAAUUGUUUUUGCCGCUUGAAUCAAGUGGAUUUUGGGUUUGCUAUCUUGGGUAUCUUCUUUAAAUGUGGUUGUACUCCGAAGGUGUCUACCUUCAGCGCUCUAAUAAACGGGUAUGUUUUAGAAGGUAACACUUAUGAGGCUGUGAAUUUGUUCAGAAGGUUGAUAAAAUAUGGAGACAUCGAACCUGAUGAAAUCAUGUAUGCAACAAUCAUAAAAGGACUUUGUAAAGUAGGAGACACUACAAUGGCCAUACGGUUGCUCAGGAAUAUGCAGAAAUGGAACUAUAGGCCUGAUGUAGUGAUGUAUAGCACAAUCAUCGACAACCUUUGUAAGGACGGGAACAUAGACGAUGCUUUGCGCCUCUUAUCAGAGAUGAGAGAGUGGGAUAUUAUGCCUGAUGUAGUCACCUACAGCUCUUUGGUUGAUGGCUUAUGCAAAUCAGGUCGAGGGGAGGAUGCCACACGAAAUUGAGUGACAUGAUGGAGCAAAACAUUUUUCCUAAUGUUGUAACCUUUAAUAUGUUGAUAGAUGCACUUUGCAAG
This is a messenger RNA of Rhododendron vialii, 551 nucleotides long. Its product is annotated as putative pentatricopeptide repeat-containing protein At1g12700, mitochondrial. The transcript has a single exon. The record is from RefSeq and is a predicted model, not a curated record. Lineage: Eukaryota; Viridiplantae; Streptophyta; Magnoliopsida; Ericales; Ericaceae. The coding region runs from base 7 to 480 and encodes 157 amino acids. Gene Ontology annotation, molecular function: protein binding.